This is a messenger RNA of Carica papaya (papaya), 3116 nucleotides long. The record is from RefSeq and is a predicted model, not a curated record. Lineage: Eukaryota; Viridiplantae; Streptophyta; Magnoliopsida; Brassicales; Caricaceae.
CUGGUUUUUUCCAGCUCUCUCUCUUCCCUACUUUGACUCCCAGCCUUCACUCUCUCCUCUCACCGUUUUCUCUUAUCAUUUUCUCGGAGUUCGUCUUUCUCAGGCGAAGGCAAAUUGUCAUCUGCACGACAUAUCCCGGCUGUCUCUCUCUUGAAGACUUAUAUUCUCCGUCGAAGUUCUCUCACGCGCGAAGUUCUAUCUCCGGGGUCUCCCCCUGCGCGACUGCAGCUUGUACAGCUAAGUGUCCAGAGUGGCAAUGACACUAUUGGAAGCACACAAUGGAUUUUUGCUGAAAUUCUUUAACUUCAGUGAAGAAAAACUUCAUUUUCCGCUUGACUGAAGAGCGAAGGUGAAGUAUUGUCUUUCCUUGUGCAUAGGAAGAUGGUAGUAGGAAGGCAUCGAAUCUUUAGAUGGAAUUAUCUUUCACUUGUUCUAGUUACAUUUGUUUUUACAAUUGUAUUACUUUGGACGUGGGAAAAGAAUCCUUUUCGGACUACUCUGUUGUCAGUCAAGCAUCAGUUUUUCAUGCCUUUUUCAGGUUCGUUUUCCAGUCAAUACUUGUAAUAUGUGUGUUAUGUACACAGACAAGUAAUUCACAUUAAAGCCUCAAAUCCUUCUUUUUUUUCUUCUCAAUUCUUUUAUUUUUGUUACUAUCAUAAUGAUUCAAUCACCCUUAUUCCUAUUGAAUGUUAUUGUUGGAAAACACGUGAAGUGCACAUGUAUUAUUAAGCAUGAGAUGGAAUACAUGGACUUGGAUAUAUGCACUGAUUACCAUUAUGCAUGUCAUGUUUAAUUGGUCUGGUCUUCUCUAGCUAAAAAGAAGAAUAUUCUUACAUCUAAAUUUUAGAGAUGAACAGAUGCUCCAUGAUCAGGACUUCUCUUCAGUAUCAUUUUCUUUAUGUUUAGUAAACUAUGUAAGCAUCUAAUAUUGUAGCAAGCAAAAUGGUUCAUUAAGUUCUGGGAAGGGGAACUGACAAAUAGGUAAGACUCCGUUAUCUUUAGAUUUUGCCAGAAGAUCAUAUGCGUACAUGUGUCUGCUCAUUCAGGAUGUUCCUUGUCUUUGAUUUCAGGAAAAUUAAGAAAAGCAAAAGGAUAUUCUAAUUCUAGAUAAGUCAGCCGAAGAUACCUGUGUGUGUGUGUGUAUAUAUAUUUUCCUUUUCUAUGUCCUAGUUUAUGUGUAACUGAAUAUUCUCCAUGGACCUUUUGUAGUUGUACUCCUCGGAUCCAUAUAAUGUGGUCUGGCUAUCAUUUUAUAAUCUACAAUGAAACCAAGUCUAUUGUUCAGAUUAAAAGAAAACGUCUCAGAUUUUAUGAGUAUCAUUGUCAUUUCCAUUUCAAUACCUUCUUGGUUGUAAGCUAGAUCUUUCAAGCUUUCUGAUUCAGUGUUUUCAAUUAUGCUUCAGAAUCUAGUCUUGGGGGCACAAAUUAUUCAUCAGAGCCUUUGGGCCCAAAAGGUUAUACUUUGGAUCGUCCCAGUUCAAUGGCAACAGACAAAAUAAAAGAAAAGAUAUCCCCUUCCAAGCAAGAAGGUAGCAUCAUCUCCUCAAAGGCUUCUUGCGCUGCUGCUCUGUUUCUGUAAUUAUGCAAAGGGUAAAUGGGUAGCAGACAGCCGACGACCAUUGUAUCCUGGGUCUGGCUGUAAACAGUGGUUAUCUGCAAUGUGGGCGUGUAGAUUGAUGGAACGAACAGAUUUCUCCUAUGAAGGUUAUCGUUGGCAGCCAAAAGAUUGUAAAAUGCCAGAGUUUGAGCGGUCUAGCUUCUUGAGAAGAAUGCAGGAUAGGACAAUUGCAUUUAUAGGAGAUUCACUUGGGAGGCAACAGUUUCAAUCAUUAAUGUGUAUGACUACUGGUGGAGAAGAGAGCCCAGAAAUCGAAAAUGUUGGAUGGAAAUAUGGUCUUGUGAAACCUCGAGGAGCCAUUCGACCAGAUGGAUGGGCGUACAGAUUCCCAAGUACCAAUACCACCAUCUUGUAUUACUGGUCUGCCAGCCUCUCUGACUUAGUGCCUCUUAAUGCUACAGACUCAACUUUUGAUAUUGCCAUGCAUUUGGACCGUCCUCCAGCUUUUCUGAGACAAUACAUCCAUCAGUUUGAUGUGUUAGUUCUUAAUACAGGACAUCAUUGGAACAGAGGAAAGCUUGAGGCAAACCGAUGGGUGAUGCAUGUGAACGGAAAACCAAAUGAAGACCCUGAACUUGCUGAUAUUAGGAAUGCUAAAAAUUUCACUGUUUACAGUAUUAUCAGGUGGGUUGACUCGCAGCUUCCCUUGUAUCCCCGACUUAAAGCUUUUUUCAGAACCAUUUCACCACGACACUUCCGAAAUGGGGACUGGAAUACUGGAGGUAACUGUAAUAAUACCGUUCCAUUGACUGGAGGGAAUGAAGUCAACGAAGACGGAUCAAGUGACAAAACUGUUGAAGGUGCUGUUAAGGGUACAAGGAUAAAGAUUUUGGAUAUAACCUCUCUAUCGGAGCUGAGAGAUGAGGGUCAUAUAUCUGGUUACAAGCCUAGGCCGUCCAAGCCAGUAAAGGCUUAUAAGGUACCUAACCCAACUGAGAUUGUAAAUGACUGUUUACAUUGGUGCUUGCCCGGUAUUCCAGAUACAUGGAAUGAACUCCUUGUUGCCCAGGUAUGAAGUUUUCCACCUUGACUAUACUGAAACUGCAUGAGUUUAUGCCUGUUUUCCAGUAAUCAAUCUCUUGAUGCAUUUUUGCGACGCUAGUAAUAUUAACAACGCGGCAAAAAAUUUACUGGGGUGUUAAGAGUUUAAUUACUAGAGAGGAACGACAUCUCGAUAUUCGGAUUCCAAAUCCGCAAUUCUUUAUGUGUCUAAAAUGACCUUUCAUUUUCCUCCCUCUUUUGAUCUGAAGUUCUCUUUUACUCAAGACUUUUAUAUUUGAUUUAGAGAUAAUAGGCAAAAUAUUUGAUUAAUGAAAAUAUCAGUCCUGAGUUGGGAUAUGAUUUCAGAAGAGUCAGAACCAGGGAAAAAGAUUAAAGCUCCUGGACCAUACCUUAAAUAGAUACUUGGGGUGUGGUAAUAUACCAUUGUUGUUGUUAUUAUUAUUUUGAUGAAAUGUACCAUUAUUUUAAAUAUAUAGAAGAAAACCAUACUUAUACA